Schizophyllum commune H4-8 is the source of this 345-nucleotide messenger RNA. RefSeq lists its product as uncharacterized. NCBI's taxonomy places the organism in Eukaryota, Fungi, Basidiomycota, Agaricomycetes, Agaricales, Schizophyllaceae. The transcript has 2 exons. The record is from RefSeq and is a predicted model, not a curated record. Bases 1 to 345 code for a protein of 114 amino acids.
AUGGACGAAAUCAUGAUCCCCCCAGACUCGCAAAAGUCGAAAAUACCCUGUCCUGCACUUUCCCCGUGGGAAACCGCCGAAAUCUGCGCUUUCUGGCUCUCUGAUUCACAACGACCCGCGGAAUUCACUCAGCCGACACAGACUGCAAUCGUCAAGCGCCCCGCCACGUUCCUCGGCAAACGGCGAGCUCAUCGUCGCACGCCACAGCCAUCACGACGUGACUUCGCCGCACCUCGUGCUGCAGCCAUCGGCGCUUCCGCCUCGGUUCACGAGGCCCGAGACCCUCUCCAACCCCCACGCAAGUCGGUGACUGCCGGAGCGGGCGAGUUAUGCCGCCGAGGAUGA